Neolamprologus brichardi is the source of this 1226-nucleotide messenger RNA. It is a transcript of the gene cfap410, whose product is annotated as cilia and flagella associated protein 410. Lineage: Eukaryota; Metazoa; Chordata; Actinopteri; Cichliformes; Cichlidae. Gene Ontology annotation, molecular function: protein binding. Gene Ontology annotation, cellular component: U4/U6 x U5 tri-snRNP complex. Gene Ontology annotation, biological process: cytoskeleton organization; mRNA splicing, via spliceosome. The record is from RefSeq and is a predicted model, not a curated record.
GCUUAAGCUGAUAUGCGCAUGCGUAUUAAUGUGGCGUACGACAACAUCCCUGCGGCUGCGAGUUGAAGUGUUUGGUCAAUUAGCUUGUCACGAUGUAGCUUUUGUUGUUUGUGAAUAUUUAGCCCAUUGAAAAUAUUAUUAAUUUAAAAGGAAGUUAAAUGUUUUGCUAUGAAGCUAACACGGAAACUGGUUCUUGCUAAAGCGAAGGCCUCCGACUUGGAGAGCGUGAAAAAACUGAACUGCUGGGGAUGCAACUUGACUGAUAUUUCUAUCUUCGCUCAGAUGCCAAACAUUGAAGUGCUGACACUGAGUGUCAACAGCAUCUCGUCUCUCUCUCCUCUGGCUGGCUGUCUGUCUCUGAGUGAACUCUACCUGAGAAGGAACAUGAUCCCCUCGCUCUCUGAGCUCUCUCACCUGAGACCGUUAACUCGUCUCAGAGUGCUUUGGCUAGCUGAGAACCCGUGCUGUGGAACUGAUGCCACCCAGUAUCGCCUCACAGUGCUUCGCUGCCUCCCUCGUCUCCAGAAACUCGAUAACCAAGUAGUGACAGAUGAUGAAAUUUCACUGGCUCUCAUGGAAGGUGAAGAGGUCACAACACCCCCAGGUAGUAUCCAGAACCAGCAUACAACCAACGGACUUCAGGAUGCAGAGACAGAGAACGACCCUCUAAACUACAACAUGGAGGAGACAAACAAAAUCAGAGAAGAGCUGGGAAUGAAGCCACUUUCCAGAGACAAGUUCUCUUCCCUUUCCUCUCCAUCAACCAGAGAAAGCAAACCAAUCAAAAAGUCGCACGCUCUUGAUGCCGUUUUGCUGCUGCUGAAAGAUUUGGAUGAAGAGGAGCUUCAUGUUGUACACACCGCCACACAGAACAGACUUCAGAUGUACACACUGGACUCAGAAAGGCUUACAAAGACAGAGCAAACACAGAAAACAGCUGAAAUCCAACAUUGAUACAUUUCACAGCAUGCACUCAGGGCUAACCCCAUCCUUCUACAUUUAACACCAAGCUCAGGUUCAUAAAAGGUGCCCACUUUGUCCCAUUAACAUCUGCCUGCAAUAUGCAUGGCAUAUGACUACUUCAGUUCCAGCUUUCAUGUGUGGACUCAUCAGUUCCCCUGCUGUUUUUUUAUAGCUGCAUGCCUUAUCGCUUUGUAAGAACAAAAGAUUAUGUUUUGCUAAAUGUAAAUCUAUUUCUGUAAAGAAAAUAAACAGCAAUGCAUUAA